This is a messenger RNA of Macrosteles quadrilineatus (aster leafhopper), 1430 nucleotides long. RefSeq names its product cytochrome c oxidase assembly protein COX15 homolog. The transcript is spliced from 9 exons. The record is from RefSeq and is a predicted model, not a curated record. Gene Ontology annotation, cellular component: mitochondrial inner membrane. Bases 118 to 1401 code for a protein of 427 amino acids. Gene Ontology annotation, biological process: heme A biosynthetic process. NCBI's taxonomy places the organism in Eukaryota, Metazoa, Arthropoda, Insecta, Hemiptera, Cicadellidae. Gene Ontology annotation, molecular function: oxidoreductase activity, acting on NAD(P)H, heme protein as acceptor.
UCUGUCAGUGUCAGUGUCUGUCUGCUGCUGCUCCUGCCUCCUGCUAGGCGCAGUGACAGUAAUAACAAAUUUAAAUUUGGAUACCAAUUUGAAUUUGAUUAUAAACUAUCAAUAAUUAUGCUGUGCUCUCGUUUACUUCAGAAAGCAAUACUAUCACCAUCAUUCAACCAUGGGUAUUAUUCUGCUAAACACAGUAUUAAGGCAAUAUCAACUGGGAGAUUAUCUGUGGCUGGAUUAUCUGGAUUGAAAACAUGUGGAUGUUCACUAACAAAUAGUGCAAAAAGUAUAUCCAAGAUUUUCUCAAGAAAGUCAAUCACAGUAGCAGCAUCGCCUUUUCAGCCGAUACCUCGCACUCAGAAGAUUGUUGGAUAUUGGCUGGCAGGAUGUAGUGGAAUGGUAUUCUGUGCUGUUAUACUUGGAGGAGUUACAAGACUGACGGAAUCUGGGCUCUCUAUGGUGACUUGGAGGCUACUGGGCGAGAAUCUACCAACUACACAACAGCAGUGGGUUGAAGAGUUCCACAGAUAUCAACAGUUUCCUGAAUUCCAAAUAAAAAACAAAGACAUCACAUUGGAGGAGUUUAAAUUCAUCUGGUGGAUGGAGUAUGCCCAUAGACAGUGGGGGAGACUCAUCGGUGCAGCUUUCUUUAUUCCCGCCACUGUAUUUUGGACUAGAGGCUGGUUCAAUCCUUUGUUUAAAAAACGAGUACUAGCGUUUGGCACCCUGAUAGGAUUACAGGGCUUGAUGGGAUGGUACAUGGUCAAGUCUGGCUUAGAGAACAAGUUUGAUGGGCCAAGUGAUGUACCUCGCGUGUCACAGUAUCGACUGGCAGCUCAUCUGUCUCUAGCAUUCCUGCUAUACUCGCUGUUCUUGUGGUCUGCUCUUGACCAUCUGCUGCCUGCAGAACGAUUAGCUCAGGUAACAAAGGCUGCCGCCAAGUUUCGUGGACUCGCUCACUCCUGCAAGGGACUUAUUUUCCUUACAGCCAUUUCAGGAGCCUUUGUUGCGGGCUUGGAUGCUGGAUUAAUAUAUAACUCUUUCCCCAAAAUGGCCGAUAAGUGGAUACCAGAUGACAUCUUGAGAUUUUCCCCAGCUAUUCGCAACUUUACUGAAAACCCUACUACAGUUCAAUUUGACCAUAGGCUUCUGGGCACCUCAACACUCAUGGUGAUAUCAGGAAUGUGGCUUCUGUCCCGCAGAAGAGCAAUACCUCCAAGGGCAGUGUUAGCAGCCAAUGCUGUUGCUGCAAUGGCCUGGCUCCAGGUUGUCAUGGGAAUAACAACUCUUCUGACUUAUGUGCCAGUCCCCGUGGCAGCAGCUCACCAGUCAGGAAGUCUAUUGUUGCUAUCUUUUGCUGUGUGGUUGACACAUGAGCUUAAACACGUUAAGCUACCAAAGUAAAUGUUGGCUAUGUUAAAUAAAUAUAUUUA